GACGGAGGAGAAAGAGAGAUUCGGAGAGCAUGGCUCUUGCAACGUUGUCUCUCUGUGUGCUAACUCUCACCUGGGCAAACUUGUACCAGGUGUGUGCCAACAGGCACGCGGUGCAUUGGAACAGCUCCAAUAUACAUCUGCGUAGGGAGGGCUACACGGUGCAGGUGAAUGUGAACGAUUACCUGGACAUCUACUGUCCCCACUACAAUGACAGCCAGCGCGUGGUGGGCACCGGGGAGCAGUACAUCCUCUACAUGGUCAGCUACCGUGGUUACAGGACCUGUGACCCCCAGCUGGGCUUCAAGAGGUGGGAGUGUAACCGCCCCCACGCACCAAUCAAGUUCUCAGAGAAGUUCCAACGCUACAGCGCAUUCUCCCUGGGCUACGAGUUCCACGUGGGUCAGGAGUAUUACUACAUCUCUACACCCACUCAUCACCACGGUCGCAGCUGCCUCAGACUGAGAGUUUAUGUCUGCUGCUCCACAGUGUCUGAUGUUAAUGUAGAACCAGGACAUCCAGAAACAGACUACACACUCAGACCAGACAUCAAAAUCCAGGACAUCGAUGAUUUUAACCCUGAGAUUCCUAAACUGGAAAAGAGUGUCAGUGGAAGCAGCCCAUCCAGGGAUCGCCUACUCAUCACCAUAGCGACGCUCCUUCUCGCUGCCAUCACCAUCUCCUAGCAACGGCCAUCCCAUCAGUAUCGCCAUGCCAACCAGCCAUGGGAGGGCUUGGGCAGGAGGGGUGAAGGAUGAGGAGGACUGAGGAUUUGGGAGAAAGGGGACAGGAGAUUAAGGGAACAUGGAAAAUAGGGAGUUAGAAGACCUUCUGAAUGACAUUGGUUGACAAGGUUUGUGAGUGUGUGGGUGGGUGUGUGUGUGUGUGUGUGUGUGGGUGGGUGUGUGUGUGUGAGCGGACUGGUGUUGGUUUGUGAAGUGAAGGAGGGAAGUUGGAAGGCUUCUUUGUGUGUGGUGUGUGUGCAUGUGUGGGUGUGUGCAUGCUUGUGUGUCUGUGCAUGCGUGCGCGUGUGUGUGUGCGUGCAUGUGUGUAUGCGUGUGUGAGUGUGUGCGUGUGCGUGAGCGUGAGCGUGAGCGUGUGUGCUGCUGCUUAGAAGACGACAUUCACACAGAGCAUGAAGAGAAGACCUUUUAUGACUUUGGACAUUGGGCCUGCAUGUGUAGGUAUGUUUCAGAGUGUGUGUGUCUCAACAUGUGGUGGAGGUAGCCUGUUGAAACAUGCACACUGCAUACAGCAUUUAUUAGAGAGGAGAAGAGGACCUGACUUUCUAUUGGAGCAGCUGAUCGCAAUGAAACACAGUGACACUUUUUCAUGCAAUCUGAUUGGCUGACACAGUUCUCUUCUUAGGGCUAGUUGCCUGUUUCUUGCUCCGGAGACUGAACUGAUUGAACUUGACUGAAACGAACUGAAUUAUUGCCUUUUUGUUCUGCCAACUGGAUUCAACCAGAUCUAGUCUGGAUCCCUUCUGUGGAACUGGAUCUAGUGGUCCUCCUCCCCUGUGAUCUGGUCUGAUCUGGACCGUAGCAGCCUGGUAUGAAAGAGCCAGUCUGGGGCCAGGUUUCUGAACUGGGAAGUGGGACCACUCAGUCUAAUAUGAGAGCGGGAGAGAGAGCUACAGUAAUGUAUCAGAGUAGUAAUAUGUGUCAAUACAAUGACAGCUAUAGGUUCUAGGUCAGUGGUUGUAUACAUUGUUAUACACAUUGACACAACCUCUGGCUCAUCAUUAAACCCCCUGGAGACAUGUUUGUCCUUCAUUCAUUCAUUCCUGGAUAGCAUUAUCUCUGAUCUCAGAGGUCAGAAAAGCACAGCAAUACUGUCAUCGAAUGCAUUGUAUUGUAUUGUACACUGAGGACCUCUCUUCCUCUCUCCUGGAGUCAGAUGGAAUGGGACUACAUACCACAGACUCCACAUGCCAAACUCUUCUGUUUUAUUUUACCGUACACACUAGAACUAGAAUCACUCUGUGUGUGUGUGUGCGUGUGCGUGUGCGUGUGCGUGCGUGCGUGCGCGUGUGCUUGUGCGUG
Molecule: messenger RNA, 2042 nt
Organism: Oncorhynchus tshawytscha (Chinook salmon)
Lineage: Eukaryota; Metazoa; Chordata; Actinopteri; Salmoniformes; Salmonidae
Product: ephrin-A3-like
Exons: 5
Coding region: 30-683 (217 amino acids)
Biological process (GO): ephrin receptor signaling pathway; axon guidance
Cellular component (GO): plasma membrane
Molecular function (GO): ephrin receptor binding
Source: RefSeq, a predicted model, not a curated record